Messenger RNA from Sclerotinia sclerotiorum 1980 UF-70, 4116 nucleotides. RefSeq lists its product as hypothetical. The record is from RefSeq and is a predicted model, not a curated record. The coding region runs from base 1 to 4116 and encodes 1371 amino acids. The transcript has 3 exons. NCBI's taxonomy places the organism in Eukaryota, Fungi, Ascomycota, Leotiomycetes, Helotiales, Sclerotiniaceae. Gene Ontology annotation, cellular component: site of polarized growth; cell cortex. Gene Ontology annotation, biological process: cell morphogenesis.
AUGUACAAAGGCAUCGUCGUAUUGUCGGAAGCAAACCGCGGCCCACAAUAUGGCUAUGACACUGGCAGCGGUCGCUUAUUGUCAAGAGCCUCAACCACUCCACCGGAAGUUCUGAUUGAACAAUGGAAGCUUUAUCUUAUCGUUGCAUGUACGACACUCUCGGACAAGGGUGGCCAGCAGCAAUCAUCACCACCAAUAGCGCAGCACUACCGAAAGGGAUCAAAGCCAAAUCAGGCAUUGGAGAAGAUCACGUCCGCGAGGAUUCUUUUCAAGUAUCUCAUUCCGCUGCUUUCCGUGGGCCCGGCUUCAAUCAGGGAUGCAGUGGUUGUGGCGCUUGGGUCUAUUAAUAUUAAUAUUUAUAAAACAUUAUUAGAGGAGCUACAAAGCGUGGAAAUCUAUGAAGACGACUGGAUUUUAAAUAACCUUGUAGUCUACACGAAAGACCUUAAGAUUUUCCUGAUGGACGGGGAAGUUCAGUUGGAUUGGGAGUUUCAGAAGCUCCGUCGUCACUACUGUGGAUUAAUGGAAGAGCUUUUUGAGGGUAUCAAUCUCACCAAGGAUCCUUCUCGAUGGAUGACAUUCGAGUCUAGAAAGUCGUCCUUCGCUCUUAUGGAGGACUGGUGUGGCUAUUCGCCGAACCAAAAUCAAAUACGGCAGCGAGAGGAUAAUAUGAGGCAAUCUAUGAUCAAUCAACAAUCACUCGGCGAACGAGGCGUUGUGACAGCAGCCAUGGAGAUUGAGAAAAGGAAUCUUCGAACCGCAGCUCUUAGUGCAAUGGCUGCAUUAUGUGGAGGUCGUAUCAGUAUAACAACCGAAAGUGGAGCCAACCUGCAAUUUGACAUACGACGUAUGCUUUCAUGGGUCGAUACUAUUUUCAACACUGGUAGUGAUCGAAUGCAUGUCAUCGGGCGACGAGCGUUGAAAAACCUAAUCGUACACAAUAAGGAAUUUCCUUACUUACUAGAGCAUUCUAUCACCAGGUGUUAUCUUGCGGAGGCGGCAAAAGUAUUACAAAGCUAUUUUGGAGUUGUAACUGAGGUACUAAUCGAGUACCCAGACUAUCCAAUGCCUUUCUGGAGAUUGUUGGGGAUAGGGCUUUACACACUCGGAAGUGAAUUGAGCGACAUCCGAAUCAAAUCUGCUCGUAUACUACGUGCUUUAGAGGAGAGACAGCAAAGGAGUUCCAAAAUUCAAGAUUUUGACAUUAGCAUUUCAGAUAAAACGAAAGCAGUAUACAAGCUUGCUCAAUUCGAAAUCUCCAAGCGACUUUCAGCUAAUCACUCCGAAUUGGCAUUUCUCAUCUUCUCUGAGUUUACUAUGUACUUCAAGGAACUACAAGCUGGUCCACAAAGGAAUGUUGUUGCUGCCAUUCUACCAUGGAUUCAAAUCAUUGAACUACAGCUUGAUCCGAACGGUGGACCAACUGCGCAAUCAUAUGUCCUAUUAGCAAACUUGUUUGAGAUAACAAUCAGAUGCAGCAGCAGUCUCCACAAUGAAGUGCAGGCUUUGUGGCAAGCGCUUGCCACAGGCCCUCAUGCUGGUAACGUUCAAUUAGUACUAGAUUUUAUUAUGUCAUUGUGCCUCGACAGGCGGGAACAGAAUUUUGUGGAGUAUGCCAAGCAAAUCGUGGUGUUCUUAUCCAGCACUCCUGCCGGCGGUAAAGUCGUUGAAUUCUUAUUGAUGCAGAUCACGCCAAAAGCUAUGGUGCCCAAUGAGAAACGAGAAUUUUUGCCACCUCCGCCUGAUGUUGGAAAGCUGCCAUAUAUGGCAGAACUAUCGGAAGCUUUGCCAAUUGGGAAUAAACAAACAGGACUUUCGUUAGGGCAAUUGUCUUUGAUAUUGCUCGUCGAUUUGAUGGUAUCACCUGUUCAACUUGUGGCAGAAAACGUUCCGCUUCUUUUGCAGGUAGUAACUGUCCUCUGGGAUCAUUAUAUACCACUGGUACAAGAACAAGCCCGAGAAAUGUUGAUCCAUCUUAUCCAUGAGCUGGUCAUUUCUCAGAUUGAUGACGAGAGUACUGAUCCAAGUAAGAAUUCCAUUGAAGAUUUCAUCGAGUCAAUUCGUCGUCACGACCCCAAAGUUAUCUGGCACUACGACGACAAUAGUGGCAAGGUAUAUGAUCAAGAGAACAAAGUCCCCGCGGGUAUGGAACUUCUUACCAGAGAGGUAGUCAGAGAUUUCGAAGUAAAAUACCCUGGGAUACAAGAGCAGUGGGCUAAAUUAUCACUUACUUGGGCAACAUCUUGUCCUGUCCGACAUCUUGCCUGUCGAUCAUUCCAGGUCUUCCGAUGCACUCUUACUUCACUAGACCAGCCUAUGCUUGCCGAUAUGUUGAUAAGACUUUCAAAUACAAUUGCCGACCUGGAAAAUUCUACCCAAUUAUUUUCCAUCGAGAUACUUACGACAUUACGGACGCUAAUCCGUAAGCUCGAACCUGCUGAUCUACUUACUUUCCCACAAUUGUUCUGGACCACGUGCGCUUGUCUAGACACGAUAAAUGAACAAGAAUUCUUAGAAGCUAGUCAUAUGCUGGAGGAGCUUCUGGCAAAACUCAACUUGGAUGAUUCCUCCGUGAGAGACUUACUCGCCCAAGGACGACCUACAAGCUGGGAAGGUUCUUUUGGUGGAAUCCAAGCAUUGAUUUACAAGGGCGUUCGUUCAUCGGCAUGUCUUGAAACGACCCUCACCAUUCUCAAUAAGCUCGUUACGUUACCAGGUGACGAUCUUAUUGGCGACAACAGUCGAUUACUAUUUGCCGUGUUGGCUAAUUUCCCUGGCUUUCUCAAUGCUAUGGAUCAAAAGAAUAUCGACCAGAAGAGCAUACGAACGGCCGAACUCCUUGCGGCGGUUGCAGAAGCACAAGGCUGCAGUACCAUUUCAAGGGCUCUUAGCGGGUUUGCUGGAUCGCGUUAUCGUUCAAGUAAAGACUUUCUAGCGCAUAUACCAUGGUACAAGUUAAAGACGAUGCGCAUAUUAUGCGCUAUUAUCCCUGACAUCGACAUGAAAAAGCCGGAAAUUGCUUCUCAUGGGCCUGACCUUAUCUCACCUCUCCUAAGACUACUACAAACAGAAUUUUGCAUGGAAGCUUUAGAGGUACUAGAUCAAAUUAUGACAAUGACAGGAACCCCGAUGGACAGACACCACUUACGUAUGAGUAUGACGAGGUCAUCCUCCAGAGCAAUAAGGAAGGAAUAUGAUAACACUCAAAGUCUCUUUGGUAUCCCAGAAGAGUCUGGCUGGUCUAUUCCUAUGCCGGCAAAACAGGCCAGCAUCACAAGAGCUAAUGUGCAUGCUGUGUUUUACAUGUGUCAGAGUACUAAGAACACGGAUAAUGAAGUGGCUGCAACACCGGAUGUCGAGUUUCAUGUUGACGACUUCCAAUACGGCUACUUCCCGCCCCCCGAGAGAACUGAAACUAUGAUGUCAGAUGAAGCUCGAGGCGACGGAAAUAUUGGUGAUCUCAUGAUGAAGUUGGGCAGCCUAGACGACUUCUUUGAAGACAGUUUGCAGAGUCCCACAAGCGAUGGACGGUCUUCUAGAACAAUUACAGAAGUUGGAUUCUCGGGUGAGAGUUUCGAUUCUGCUGCCGCUCAAUUAUAUGACGAGCAAACUUUACCCAUUCUUCAUCAAUCACUCACCCAUUCAGCGACCAACUCUACUUUUCAAAAUGGCUUCGCUGAUUUAAGGCCAACACGGGAAUCAAGUAAUGCCAUGACACCAGCCGCUUUUAACCUCGUCCCUACCUCUAGACCGAGUUUACACGCUCGUGCUCUGACAUCACCUUCGGCAUCUUCAGGUCAACCUAACAUAGCUUACAUGUCAGACGAUGACUUUAGCGAAGAUGUUUUCUCGGAUGGUGAAGAUGACCGUACAACCACUUCAGGGGAAGGAUCAUUCUUUCUUGAGAAUAUGAUCAAACCUCUUGCAGCUGGCACUAGGUUAGGUAUGCGACGACUCACUGGUGGCCGAUCAAGGGAUAACGAACGUUUUCGAGAUAGUUUACGAGCGGAAAGGAGAGGCAUUUCUCAACCUCCUCGAUCACCACGAGUACCCAAAGUACCCACCGCAUACCUUCAGCCGCAGAAACCAUCAAGCCCCGAUGAGAGUGUAAUGUAA